AUGCUGGCGUUCCGCGGCCCCGCAGCGAUUGCGCAGGCGCGAAGUCGGCAGCCGGCCCUCGCAGGAGGGAAGGGGCGGCGGCGCGAGCUGGGUGACUGCGGGCGACCCCGCGCGUCUCCCGGACCCCUGCCCCGCCUCCUUGCUCCCGCGGCCGCCCCUCAGGCUGCCCGCGCCCCGCCGCGCCGUCACGGCGCCCCCGCGGCCCCCUCGCCGCCGCCCCGGGGCUCCCGGGCCGGGCCCGUCGUAGUGGUGGCUCCUGGUCCUCCAGUGACCACAGCCACCUCGGCCCCCGUCACCCUGGUGGCCCCCGGGGAGGCGCGGCCCGCUUGGGUUCCGGGGCCGGCUCCGACUUUGGCCACGGCGGCCGCAGGCAGCACAGUGGUGGUACUGACCCUGGAGGCCUCACCCGAAACCCCGAAGGCGCAGGAGUCCCCGGUCCCGGCGGCCGGGGCAGGACCCGAGACGGCGGUGGCUUCGGCUUCAGGGGCAGAUUCCCCGAAGACGGAAGAGGCUCGAGCCUCACCUGUCCUAGGACCAGGGACCCCCACCAGGAUCCCUUCCAGAACGGCGCCUGGAGCCCUGACUGCCAAACCCCCACUUGCACCCAAGCCGGGAACCACAGCGGUUUCAGGAGUGACUGCACGGGGUGCAGCAGGACAGGUGACCAGUGGACAUGGAGCGGCAACAUCAGCAUCAGCGGGGCAGGCUCCUGAGGACCCCUCGGGGCCUGUUACAGUCCCUCCAGGGACGUGUGAGGCUCCGGUAGCAGUGGUGACGGUGACCCCAGCUCCGGAGCCUGCUGAGAACUUUCAAGACCUGGGCUCCACGUCCAGCCUAGGACCUGGCAUCUCUGGGCCUCGAGGGCAGGCCCCGGAUACUCUGAGCUACUUGGACUCCGUGAGCCUCAUGUCUGGGACCUUGGAGUCCUUGGCGGAUGAUGUGAGCUCCAUGGGUUCGGACUCGGAGAUAAACGGGCUGGUCCUGCGCAAGACGGACAAGUAUGGUUUCCUUGGGGGCAGCCAGUACUCAGGCAGCCUAGAGAGCUCUAUUCCUGUGGAUGUGGCUCGGCAGCGGGAGCUCAAAUGGCUGGAGAUGUUCAGUAACUGGGAUAAGUGGCUGUCACGGCGUUUCCAGAAGGUAAAGCUGCGCUGCCGAAAGGGGAUCCCCUCCUCCCUCAGAGCCAAGGCCUGGCAGUACCUGUCUAAUAGCAAGGAACUCUUGGAGCAGAAUCCGGGCAAGUUUGAGGAGCUGGAACGGGCCCCUGGGGACCCCAAGUGGCUGGAUGUGAUUGAGAAGGACCUGCACCGCCAGUUCCCUUUCCAUGAGAUGUUUGCUGCUCGAGGGGGGCAUGGACAACAGGACCUGUAUCGAAUCCUGAAGGCCUAUACCAUCUACAGGCCUGAUGAGGGCUAUUGUCAGGCCCAGGCUCCAGUGGCUGCAGUGCUGCUCAUGCACAUGCCUGCUGAGCAAGCCUUUUGGUGCCUGGUUCAGAUCUGCGACAAGUACCUCCCAGGUUACUACAGUGCAGGGCUGGAAGCCAUUCAGCUGGAUGGAGAAAUCUUUUUCGCGCUCUUGCGCCGGGCCUCCCCACUGGCAUAUCGGCACCUGCGGCGGCAGCGUAUUGACCCAGUGCUCUACAUGACAGAAUGGUUCAUGUGCAUCUUUGCCCGCACCCUGCCCUGGGCUUCAGUGCUGCGUGUCUGGGACAUGUUUUUCUGUGAAGGCGUUAAGAUCAUCUUCCGAGUGGCCCUGGUCUUGCUGCGACACACAUUGGGCUCUGUGGAAAAGCUACGCUCCUGUCAAGGCAUGUAUGAAACCAUGGAGCAGCUGCGCAACCUGCCCCAGCACUGUAUGCAGGAGGACUUCCUGGUGCAUGAGGUAACCAACCUCCCUGUGACGGAAGCACUAAUUGAGAGGGAGAAUGCAGCCCAGCUCAAGAAGUGGCGGGAAACCCGGGGAGAGCUGCAGUACCGGCCCUCACGGCGACUGCAUGGCUCGAGGGCCAUUCAUGAAGAGCGCAGGCGGCAGCAACCACCCCUGGGCCCUUCCUCCAGCCUCCUUAGCCUCCCUGGUCUCAAGAGCAGAGGCUCCCGGGGACCUGGAGGGGCUCCUUCCCCACCACCUCCUGUCCGCAGGGCUAGUGCUGGGCCUGUCCCUGGGGCCGUGGUCACUGCUGAGGGACUGCAUCCAUCCCUUCCUUCACCCAUGGGCAACAGCACCCCUCUAGGCGCCAGCAAGGAGACCCGGAGGCAGGAGAAGGAGCGGCAGAAACAGGAAAAAGAGCGAGAGAAGGAGAGGCAAAAACAGGAGAAGGAGCGGGAGAGGCAGGAGAAGGAGCGGCAGAAGUGGGAGAAAGAGCAAGAAAAAGAACAGCAGAAGCAGGAGAAGGAGCGGCAGAAGCAGGAGAAGAAGGGCCAGGGCCGGAAGCUCUCCUUGCGACGAAAGGCAGAUGAGCCUCCAGCACCCCAUGAUGGUGGGGACAGGUCCUCAGCAGCAGAGGCCCGGCAGGAUGCUUACUUCUGACCUCUGUCUGGGGCUGGAUGGCACGGCCUUCCUUUUCCUUCAGCCAAGAGCAGGCAUGGCAGGGGUGCUCCUCCAGCCCCCUUGGCAGACUCUCCCUUUUUCUGAGGAAAGUGGCUUGAUCCCCCUGACUCCUUGCCAGCAACUGAUCCCUAUAUGACCAGGGCAGCCAGAGUGCAUGGGACAGCUACGUUUCCUAGGGUAGCCGUGACCAAGUCUAGAGACUCUUGCCUCCAAUUAGGCCCAGCUGGGGUCUGUCACUCCUACCAAUUCCUUCUGGGGUCCCCUCCCAGGUGCUGCCUCAUCACCAUAGGUGGUGACUCUUGGCAAUGGCAGUUAGCAGUUGCAGAUUCUUACACUCCAGUGGCUCCCUUUAGAUUGUGGAGCAUGGUUCCUUUUCCCGUCUUGGUCCCUGCCUGUCACCCCACUGCCUUUCUGGGGGCCAAGGCUCUUUUUCUCCCUCCUGGGAAGUCCUUGUGUUGUAAUAAUGUACAGAAGGUCAGGUCGGCCUGGGGUGGGGUGCUCUGUCCUUUGUUCUCUUUCCACAGUGCUCCUGUACUCGUUUAUUUAAGGGGACAUGCACUGAAAUAGGAAAUGUCCUCCACUUCCCCUCCACCCUUGUCCUGCUCUCCUUCACACAUCUGCUUUGUAUUCUCAGGCCUCUGCUGUCUCACCAGAACCCCCACCUUCAUCUUGUGCCCUUCUAGCCUUCAAGCCCCUCUCUCAGUAAGGGUCUUCCCUUGAGUCCAGGGGGUGAACCCAAUGUUUACAUUCUCUUCUGUCUCAGUCCCAUCCUGUGCCAUGCUUUGAGGAACCGGAAAAAGAACCUGCUGUUGUACCUGG
This is a messenger RNA of Nannospalax galili (Upper Galilee mountains blind mole rat), 3363 nucleotides long. It is a transcript of the gene Tbc1d10b, whose product is annotated as TBC1 domain family member 10B. The record is from RefSeq and is a predicted model, not a curated record. Bases 1 to 2523 code for a protein of 840 amino acids. The transcript has 10 exons. NCBI's taxonomy places the organism in Eukaryota, Metazoa, Chordata, Mammalia, Rodentia, Spalacidae.